This is a messenger RNA of Tachysurus vachellii, 4477 nucleotides long. It is a transcript of the gene anpepa, whose product is annotated as alanyl (membrane) aminopeptidase a. Gene Ontology annotation, cellular component: cytoplasm. The coding region runs from base 179 to 3064 and encodes 961 amino acids. Lineage: Eukaryota; Metazoa; Chordata; Actinopteri; Siluriformes; Bagridae. The record is from RefSeq and is a predicted model, not a curated record. Gene Ontology annotation, biological process: proteolysis; peptide catabolic process. Gene Ontology annotation, molecular function: metalloaminopeptidase activity; zinc ion binding; peptide binding. The transcript is spliced from 21 exons.
GAGAGAGAGAGGGAGGAAAAAUGUGUGUUUCUCAUUAGAUAUAUCAGUCUUCAGUUCUCUCUUUUGUGCACGCUUCCUACAUGGACACCUGAUAUACAGCAUUGGAACAGAUGACGUUUUUCCUCUUGUUAGAAUCUCCUUGUUAAUGUAAAGAGAAGGAGGUCUGAAAAAAGCAACCAUGGGAAAAGGAUAUUACAUCAGCAAACCGCUGGCCAUAACAGUUGUGCUGCUUGCUGCUGUGGCUAUAAUCACCAUAAUCGCACUAUCAAUCGUUUACUCUAAAGAAAAGGCCAAAAAUGAACUCAAGCUCAACAACGGGACUACAUCACCAGUCCCCCCUACAAAACCACCAUCCAAUGAACCCUGGGACAAAUACAGACUUCCUGACAAGUUGUCUCCUAUAUAUUACAAUGUCACACUGUGGCCUCAGCUCACCAUGGACAGCCAAGGCAUGUACAUUUUCACUGGUGAAUCUGGAGUGGCUUUUACAUGUGUCAGAGAGACAGAUUUGAUCCUGAUCCACUGCCACAAACUGAACUUGACUUUUUUUGAGGGGAGGCAUGCAAAGCUAAUCGGAAUGAAUAACACCAAGGCUCCAGCCAUUAGAAAAACCUGGUUCCAAGAGGAAACCCAGUACUUAGUGAUCCAACUAAAGGGGACACUAAAGCCAGGAAUGGUCUACUGGCUUUAUGCAGAGUUCAGAGGAGAGCUGGCUGAUGAUCUGGAAGGCUUCUACAGGAGUGAGUACGAGGAGGAUGGUGUUAAAAAAGUGCUUGCCAUCACUCAAAUGCAGGCCACAUCUGCUAGAAAAGCUUUUCCCUGCUUUGAUGAGCCGGCCAUGAAGGCCAUAUUUCAGAUCACUCUCAUUCAUAUGCCUGGAACCAUUGCUCUAUCAAACAGUCGAGAUUUAGGUUCAGAAAGCCUUAAAAUGAGAGACCAGGAUGUUAUUAGGACUAGAUUUGAGCCCACAAAGAGGAUGUCAACGUAUCUUGUUGCUUUCAUUGUUUGUGAAUUUACAUACACCAGCAAACAAAAAGAUGACAUGGAUGUGAUGGUUCGUAUAUGGGCAAGAAAAAACGCCAUUGAAGAAGGCCAGGGAGACUACGCCCUUCGCAUCACACAGCCAAUACUAGAGUUUUUUGAGAAGUAUUAUAAUACUUCAUAUCCUCUGUCUAAAUCAGACCAGAUUGCACUUCCUGACUUCAAUGCUGGAGCCAUGGAGAACUGGGGACUCAUCACUUACAGAGAGACAGCACUUCUUUUUGAUCCCCAAACCUCAGCCAAUGGCAACAAACAGAGGAUUGUAACUGUGGUGGCUCACGAGCUCGCUCAUAUGUGGUUUGGUAAUCUUGUGACGCUAAAAUGGUGGAAUGAUCUGUGGCUGAAUGAAGGGUUUGCGUCAUACGUGGAGUACCUUGGUGCAGACUACGCAGAGCCAACAUGGAACAUGAAAGACCAGAUCGUACUAUAUGAUAUUUACCGUGCGUUUGCAGUGGACAGCCUGGUGUCCUCUCACCCUCUGUCCUGCAAUGAGGAGGAAGUCAAUACACCAGCAGAAAUCACCCAAAUGUUCGACACCAUCUCUUACAGCAAGGGGGCUGCAGUGCUCAGGAUGCUCUCUCAGUUCCUCACUGAGCCUGUCUUUGUCAAAGGACUUAGUACAUAUCUAAAUCAGUUUGCUUUUGCAAGCUCUACAUAUUCUGACCUUUGGGAUCAUCUUCAGAAGGCAGUUGAUAAAACCCCGAGUCUGAAAUUGCAGCACAGCGUCCAUGACAUCAUGAACCGCUGGAUUCUUCAAAUGGGUUUCCCAGUCAUCACCAUUGACACCCAAAUUGGGAACGUGAGCCAGAAGCACUUUCUGCUGGAGCCGAACUCAGUGGUAGAGCGACCAUCACCAUUCAAUUAUGAGUGGUAUGUUCCAAUCAAAUGGAUGAAGAGUGGUGUAGAACAGGAGCAACUCUGGCUUUUUCAAAAAUCAGCUACGUAUAAACCCCUAAAAGCCAGGAAAGGGGAAUGGGUUUUGGCAAAUCUAAAUGUUUCAGGUUACUACAGGGUCAAUUAUGACCUUGAGAACUGGGAAGCACUCCUUAAUCAGCUGACAACCAACCACCAGAAAAUACCAGUGAUUAAUCGAGCCCAAAUUCUGGAUGAUGCCUUUACACUAGCAAGGGCAUCCAUCAUAAACAUAAACCUUGCUCUAAGAGUGACUAAAUACCUGUCAAAGGAGAGAGAAUACAUUCCAUGGGAAGCAGCUCUCAGAAGCCUCAACUCAUUAUUUAACGUGUUUGAACGCAAUGAGGUUUAUGGACCAAUGCAGGCCUAUUUACGAAAACAAGUCAAGCCUUUGUUUGAUCAUUUUACUUCAGUUACUUCAAACUGGACGACUGUGCCUGCAGGCCACACUGAUCAAUUCACACAGAUCAUCGCACUGUCGCUGGCGUGCAGUACAGGAGUACAGGGAUGUAGAGAUCUCACCAAGCACUGGUUUAGCCAGUGGAUGCAGGAUCCUGAACACAAUAGGAUUCACCCGAACCUGAGGUCGACGGUGUACUGCAAUGCUGUGGCUGAAGGAGGAGUGGAGGAAUGGGACUUUUGUUGGAAGAUGUUUAAGAAGGCUACAGUAGCAGCUGAGGCGGUCAAACUGAGAUCAGCUUUAUCUUGCACCAACCAGCCAUGGCUGCUUAACAGGUUCCUUGAAUACACUCUGGAUCCUGAAAAGAUUCGCAAACAGGACGCAACCUCAACAAUAGGAUCGAUUGCCUACAACGUAGUCGGACAACCUCUGGCUUGGGAUUUUAUCAGAUCGAGAUGGGAGUACCUUUUUAAAGUGUAUGGAACGGGAUCGUUCGGCUUCGCCAGGUUGAUAAAUGAUAUCACUGCCAAAUUUUGCACCCCGUUUGAGUUACAUCAGUUAAAACAAUUCCAAAAGGACAACGCGGACGUGGGCUUUGGCUCGGCCUCAAAGGCUCUGCAGCAGGCUAUUGAGAAGACAACGGCCAGAAUCAAAUGGCUGGCAGAGAAUAAGGAGCCAGUUCUCAAGUGGUUCUUGUCUGAGACAAUGUGAACUGCACAGGACCGAUUCACCUCAAUAGCCUUAAAAACUACGGUCAUGACAUUUACAGGAGGGGAAUUCAUGGAUCUUCAUAUUGGCAUGAACAUACAGAUAUAUCAGCAUAUUCACAGCCAUUCAGGAUACAUUCCAGUCAUAUUAGUAAAGGCAGCUAGUAUUAAUGGGCUAGCAGAGAUAAGCCCUAUUCUUUCAAUAUUAAAAAUACAUUACUAUAGGUUUCUUUUUCCCUACACAUCAGAUUAUAUGAUGUCAACCCCAUAGAGCAUUACAAAUACUAAACCACAAAUGGCAGUGAAAGCUCAGUGGUUGAGAUGCUCAGUGGUUGAGAUGCUCAGUGUUUAAAAGGUUGAAAUAAUAAUUGUAAUAUUGUGAGUUUUAAAUCCCAGGGCCACCAAGCUGCCACUGUUGGGCCCUAGUAAAAGGCCCUUAAUCCUCCAAUGCUCAGAUUUAUAAUAGAGAUAAAAAUUGUAAGUCACUCUGGAUAAGGCUGUCUACCAAAAUUAAUUCAUUAAUGCAAAUGCACAUGUGCCUUUAAGUAAGUGUGGGUAUUUUUAAUAGUUCACAUCACAUCCUUCUUAUGCAUUGAUUAGAUCUAUAAUUUAUUAGAUUUGACUUGACAGCACUGUCCUUGUUUCAACCAUAAAUGCAACUCCAUCACAAAGACUGUGAAGCACUGUGUAUUUCACACUGCAAAAAAAGGAAAUCAUUAAAUGAAGCUCUUACAAGCCUGUAAAAUAAUUGCUAUUUUUGAAAAAAAAAUAUUCACUCAGAUAAUGGAGUCACUUGUGCUGCGUUUCAUGAGAUGCCCGCAAAAUGAGUAAGAAUACAUGAGAACACAUUGCUGAAUACUUCUAAAUGAGCAAUAUUUCUUGUUCUUUGUAUUUAACUGGAAGUUCAUCAUAGUCUACCAUUUGAUUAUUUUUUUUGCACAACAAUAAUAUAUGAAGUUUAAAAAGUGGUGCAAAGAGUACAAAGUAUACACAUGUGAGUAAAAAAAUACUAUAGCAGUAAUAUUUCACCUGAGCAAAAGUAUUUGACAUGAAAAUUACUCAAGUACAAUUCAAUGAAAACCACUGGAAUAAUUACUUUACAAACCUAUUUUUACGUAUCUACAAGAGGCACAACUUCUCUGAAAGUAAACCAUAUUUGAACAGUUAUGCUAACUAUCCAAGUGAGCACUGCGGAAGAGAACACCACUUCCUUUAUCAUAACUAAAGAAUGGUAACAUUAGCUGUCUAGCUAACAUGGCCAAAUGCUGUCAGGUUUUCAGUAGCUAGAUUUAGAUAAUGUUAAGUCACAUACACAUUUCUGUAGCAAAACUUAUUUUUUAAUAAGCCGAUUUUUUACUUUUAAGUACUUUUUACGUUUACUUUUCAACAGUAAAACAUGCAAAAAUCACUCAGCUAA